UUAUAGAACAGAAGUUAAGCACAGCUUAGAUAUGAUGAAAGGAGUCCAUUUCCUUGCAAUUGUUGCUCUCUUGUCACUGACAUCCUCUCUUGUCUCUGCCGAGGAUCCCAGCCCACUUCAGGACAUUUGUGUUGCAAUUGAUGACCCCAAAUCUGCCGUAUUCGUGAAUGGGAAAUUCUGCAAGGAUUUUAAGCUUGCCGAGGCAAACGAUUUCUUCUUCGAAGGGCUUCAAAAUCCUGGAAAUACAGAAAAUCCAGUUGGGUCGAAUGUUACUACUGUGAAUGUGGACCAAAUACGAGGCCUUAACACUCUAGGCAUAUCGUUGGCUCGCAUUGACUUUGCACCAUAUGGAGAAAAUCCUCCCCACAUUCACCCCCGUGGCACUGAGAUUCUAGUUGUCCUAGAGGGCUCUCUGUACGUUGGUUUUGUCACAUCUAACCCGGAAAAUCGUCUUUUCUCCAAAGUUCUAAACAAGGGAGAUGUCUUUGUGUUCCCAAUUGGUCUCAUUCACUUUCAAUUCAACACGGGACACACCAAUGCUAUAGCCUUUUCUGGUCUAAGCAGCCAAAAUGCUGGUGUUAUCACGAUAGCAAACGCUGUUUUUGGAUCCAACCCUCCUAUCAACCCUGAUGUUCUCGCCAAGGCCUUCCAACUUGACCAGAAGAUUAUUGAAUAUCUUCAGAAAACAUUCUGAUGGGUCAACUAGAAAAAACUUAUGAAACGGCUGAGACCUUUGUCAUUCAACCAUGUUUAACUCAUUCCAUCAUAAUGAUCGAUAAUAAAAUAAAUGGUUGCAUAUAUAUGUAACUCUUUCUA
Corylus avellana is the source of this 816-nucleotide messenger RNA. Its product is annotated as germin-like protein subfamily 1 member 13. Gene Ontology annotation, molecular function: manganese ion binding. The record is from RefSeq and is a predicted model, not a curated record. NCBI's taxonomy places the organism in Eukaryota, Viridiplantae, Streptophyta, Magnoliopsida, Fagales, Betulaceae.